AUGCUGCAUUUAAACAGCUCAUGUAUAUUGGAUUUUGAAAAUAUAAAGGGUUUGCUAAAAAAUAAAGAUUAUCAUGGGGUAAAGGAAAAUAGAGAUAUAAAGAAGUUUUUUGAAGACAUAAGUUUAGCAUUUAAGGAUUUUGGAAAUUCGUUAAAAAAAAUACAUAACAAUGGAAAUACAAUAAUAUCAAACAUCCAAAAAAAUAACAAUAAUAAUGAUGAUGAUAAAUUUGAAAACUUAUACUUUUCAAAAUGCUUUCUUAAUGUAGUAUCUCUUAUAAAAAUAUAUUCUGACGAAAAUUUAACUUUAAGUGACCAAAUUCAAAAAAAUAUUGUUCAUAAAUUAGAAGAAGAAGAAAAAGAAAGAAUUGAAUCUAUUAAUUCUAUAUAUAAAGAAGAUGAGAAAAAAAAACAUGUUGAAAAAUGUGCUGACACAAUUUCGAUAAAUAAUAAUGAUGAUAAUGUUGAAAAUAAAAAAGACCAACCAAAGAAUGCUGAUAAUAAAAUUGAAAGUGUUAAUAACUAUUCUGAGAAUAUUACCAACUCUACUAACUUAAGUCAAGAUCAAAUUAAUGAAAUAUUUAUUGAUAAUAUACCGUUAAAUAAUUUUGAAAUCGAAUUAAAAAAAUGUUUAGAAAAUGAAGAAUUUUCUAAUCGUUAUUUAAAUCAUAUAAAAUAUAAAAGACACUUUUUAGAAAUUAACAAAUUAAAUAUUAAUUUGGAUAAAGAAAUUAUUGCUUUUAAAGAGUUAACACAAAAAUUUGGGAAAAAUGUUAAUAAACUUCUUUUGGCAAAAUCAAAAGAACGAAUGUUAGCUAUUCAAAAUAAAAAAAAAUCACUUUAUGAAUUCUUAUAUGAUGAUAUUGAAGAAUUAAAGGAAUACAAAUUACGUUUAAAAUGCACACACAAAGAUACACAUCAAUAUGAUGAUAAAAAAGAAAAACAAAAUGAAGAGUCAACUAGAGAUAAUGAUCAGGGCAUUGUAAAUGAAAAUGUCCUAGAAAAAGAAGAAAAUGAAAAAAAAAAAAAAAAUCUUUAUUUGGAAAAGUUUGAAAUAAGAGAAAAAUAUAGAAUUGAAAUUUUAUAUUCAAGCAUUAGAACAUUUAUAAAAUUACUUUCUCUUAAACAUAUUGAUAUGAAUAUUUUAUUACUAGAGAAAUCAGAUGAUAUUAGUUCAUAUGAUUCAUUUGUAGAUUAUCAAAAUUGGCUAAGUUGCAUUUUAAAUAAAGGCAUAGAUGUAGAUAAUUUACAAAAAAAAAUUAAAAAAUAUGAUAUACUAACUAAAGAAGAGCAAUAUAUGUUAUAUCCAUACAAGAAAUCAUCCUCAAGUAAUAGUUCUAAAAGUGGAAAAAAAAAUAGCCAAACAGAAAAAAAAAAAUCUAUAGCUAGUCAAAAUUUUCGGAAAGGGGAAUUGAUUGAUAGUGAGAAUAUUUCAUUAAAUAAACAAAAGGAAAGUUUAGAUGAAAAAGAGAAAAUCGAACAAAAAAAGGUACAAACAGAUCAACAAAAUUAUAAACAAAACAAAAACAAAAAAAAUAGACCUAACUCACGAAGGGAUUGUCAAUUCCCCGAUAAAUUUUAUAUCCCUAUAAUCAUAAAAAAAAAUUAUACCCAAAUCGAAAAAAUAAAUUAUAUGAAUGAACAUGAUCAUAUAAAAAAUAACAAAAACCUGCACAAGCAAGGUGAAAAUGAAAAAAAAAAAAAAAAUACACACAUGGAUGUUCAUAUUAAAACAUAUUUAAAUGACAAUAAAAUAGAUAGUGAACAAAAUAUAAUAACAUUUUUUAAAAAUAGACAAAAAAAUUAUGAAAAAUAUCUACUUCAGUUUAGUAAUGUUGGUGAAGGAUAUUUUACUCGUAAGUUGGAUUGGGGAAUAAAUAACCAAAUUAAUAGCGAAAGCGAAAGUGAUAGCGAUCGUGAUAGUGAUAGCCAAAAUGAAGAUUUUAUUAAUGCAAGCGAAAAUUCACUCGAAGAUAUAACACAUUUUCGAGGAUAUUUUCAUGAAGAGGUUCAUUAUAUGUAUCCUUUCAAAUUUCCAAAAAAUAUUAAAAGCAUAUCAUAUUUUAAUAAUAGUAUAAAUGAUUUAUAUACAAAUUCAUUGGAUUUUGGAGAAAAUGAUAUCGAUGAAAAUGAUUACAAACUAUUGGCAUAUGAAUCGAUACUUCUUGUAUAUUAUUCUUUAUGUUCUCAAUUAAAUAUGUACUUAUUUGUUGAUGAUAAAAAGAAAAGUAAUGUUACUAAUCGAUUAUAUAAAAGGUUUCACAAAAAAUGUUCACAUUUAUUACCAACAUUAGAAUGGAAAGAAAAGGAAAAUAUUAUGAACAGUCCCCAAAAUAUUAUGAACAAUCCCCCAAAAAAUAUGAACAAUCCCCAAAAAAAUAUGAACAAUCCCCCAAAAAAUAUGAGUAAUCCCCAAAAAAAUAUGAACAAUCCCCCAAAAAAUAUGAACAAAACAAAUAAUUCAAAAUAUUAUACAAAAAUGGGAAAAAUAGACAAUAAUAAUAAUGGCGCCGCCCAAUUCAAAGAUAAUAAAAAUACUUCAUCAGAUUUUUCGUCUUUUUACAAAAAUGAGAAAAAAGAUGAUGAUUUUUUUCAAUAUAUGAAUUACAUAGAAAAUGUAAAAUUGGAAAAUAUAUUAUUAAUAAAAAGAAUAUUAAGUAUUUUUAGAAUAAAAUUAAAUUUAGAUUCAAGAACAAAUAAUUUAAUAACUUUAUUUACACUUCCUAAUUAUUAUUUAAAUAAUGGAAAUGUGUAUUCUUUUCACAUUCUCGAUAUAAGAUUUCGAAUUGUUAGAAUUAUUGACACUCUUGAUUUAAAAUAUAGACCAGAUAUAAAUAUUAAGGAAAUACGAACAAAUAAUAUUCGACAUAGUAAUAAUGAUUAUACAAUUUAUGGAGAAUGGAUAAAAAGACAAUUUCAUAUAUUUUAUAUUUCUUUAUAUUUAAAAUUUAAUCGAUUUAUUAAGUUUGUUCCAUAUUUUAAUUUUUCAUAUUAUCCUUACAAUGUUAAUAAUAUUUUUAACGAAUUUAAACAAAAUGAAGAAUAUUUCAGUUAUCUAAAUAAAAGUAAUGAAAAUAAUAAUUUUGUAAAAUAUAUAAAAAAUGUUCAAAAAAAAAUUCAAAAAAUUCAUAAUUAUAUACUUUCAAAAAAAAUAAAAAAUAAACAAGAAGAUUUUUAUCAAGUCAAUUUUAUCGAUUUUGAAAAUUUGGAAAAAGAUGAAAAAAUUAUAUUUAUAUCUAAUUUAUUAUUAAAAAAUUUUAUAAAAUCAUUUCGUAUUCUUUUUGAAUUAAAAUGUAUAUUAAAACAAAAUGAAUGGAAUAUUGGAAAAUAUGAUGAAAAAAAGAAAUUAGCAAAUAUGAUUAAAUAUUUUACCAAAAUUGAAUAUUAUGAUUAUGAAAUUAGAAAUAUUUAUAAUCAAUGUAUUGAUAUUGAAAAGGGAGAAAAUAUUAUAAACAAAAUAAAUGAAUUAGACAUAAAUAACAACAUGGAUAGUUACAUAAAACAAAAUGUUAGUUCCGAUUUUAUUAAUUCUGAUAAAAUGGAUAAAAAAAAUAAUAGUAAUAAUGACAAUUUAUUUAAUUAUGAUAAGUUAAUUAACAAAAUUUUUGAAAAAGAGUUGAAAGAAAGCAAUAAAAUACAUAAUUCUAACAUUUUAUCCAAUUCAAUUCAAAGUUUUAAUUCUAUUAUUAUCCCAAAAGAUUUAAAAAAAAAAUCUUUUAUUGUAGAAAAUGUUUGUCUUGAUAAGUCUAAUAAUAAAUUAAAUAAAUUUUCAAAACAAAUAAAAAAUAAAAUAUUUUAUAAAUUAAAUUUUGAAACAGUUUUGCUUUCGAGUUGGUAUAUGGACAGAAUUUUAUUACAUUUUUUUUUAUAUUUUUAUAUGUCUUGUGUAAUUGAUAAAAAUUCAGAAAUGAAUAUAUAUUCAGAUACACCAUAUAUAAUACAAGGAAUUUUUUUUAUUAUAUAUUAUUUACAAACAGGAAAUGAUAUAACAUUAAAACCUAAAAAUCAAAAAUAUGAAAAUGGUAACGAACCAACAUUAAUUCCUAUAUCUACCUUUAUUUUAUAUUUUUUUAUUCAUUUAUUUUAUUCAUAUAUUGAUAAAAAUAUGUUAGUUAUAUUGCCAAAAACAGAGGUAAAUGGAAAUAUAGAAUUAUUUUUGAACCCUCAAAAUGUGAGCAAAAAUGGGAACAAAAAUGGGAACAAAAAUGUGAGCAAAAAUGUGAGCCAACAUGACCAAAUAAAUAAUGGUUCAACUUUUAGUCCAAAGAUUAGCGAUCAAAAAAAAAAAACACAAAAUAUUAUUACUUUGCAAAUUGCUACCAAAUUUUAUUAUAGUUUAAAAAAUUUUCAUAAAUUAUUAUUUUAUAGAACUGUAGAUGAUAAUAUAUUAGAAACAUGUGAUGAAAUUAUUGAUUUAAAUAAUUUAGAAACUUAUAUUUCAAAUUAUGGAUAUGUUAAUACUAAAAAUAAAAUGAAAAAAAGUUUAAACAAUAAAUUUUUUUCUGAAAAUAUUCCAAGAACAUCACAAUACACUAAGAAGGGAAGCAUUAUGAGUGUAGAUAGUAUGUCUCGUGAAUUAUAUAAAAAUUAUGAUAUAAAAAAAAAAAAAAAAAUUCGAAAAUAUUGCCAAAAAGACAAUUUGGUUAGUCAAGUUUUAAAUCUCAAUGAAAUUUGUGAAAAAUUAUUAAUUGAAAAUUAUGUAAAAAAACAAAAACAAAUUAAUGAUAUGAUAUAUUUAAAAAGAUAUCGAAAUAUUUUAUUAUAUUAUAAUUAUUAUAAUUUUGAAAAUUUGGCUAGUCCUUAUAUUCCUAAUAUAUUAUCUUUUUAUAUGAACAAACAGCUAUAUUCAUCUGACAACUUUUUUUUAGAUUCAAUUUUAUUAAAUUGUGAAAAUGAUGGAAAUUAUGGAAAUGAUGAAAAUGAUGAAAAUUAUGGAAAUGAUGAAAAUGUUCAUAAUUAUUUAUUAGAUUAUAAUUCAUAUAAAAAAAAAGCUAAAAGAAAUUCUUUAAUUGGUAAUUGUAACAGUUUAGAAAAUAUACAGUCAGGUAAAGAUAGUGUACAUGAUGAUAAUAAACAAAAUCAAAAUUUGAAUACAGAUUAUACAAAUUGUGAUUGUAAUUUCUCUCUAAUAAAUAUAACAAGAAUUGAAAAAAUAAUAUCAGAUAUUAUAAUCAUGAAAAUGAUAAGUUGUGAUUUUAGAAACCAUUUAAUACUUAUUUUAUCUAAUUAUCGAAAAUUUAUUGAUAUGUAUUCCUUAUCAUAUGUAUUGGACAUCUUUUUGUUGAUAUGCACAUAUUUUGGGGUAAAUAAAAAUAAGAUAAAUUUGGAUGAAAAAAGAAAACAGAAUUUUAUUAAAGAGUUUCAAAAGUCGACAGCUAGCAAAAAUUGUAAAGCAAUAGGCAAGUCUGAAAAUGAAAUAAAAUGCGAAAAUAAGAUAAGGUGCGAAAAUGAAAUGAGAUGCCAAAAUGAAAUAAGAUGCAAAAAUGGUAAAUCUAGCAAAAGUUUGAAUCUAGACUGUUGCCAAAUAAGCUCAGAAUCUUUAGCUCAAUGUGAAAUAGAAAAUUAUUUUAAAUUUUUUAUUUAUAAUUCUGUUAAGAAUAUUUUUUAUAAUAUUUUUUCAACAACAAAAAGUGAAAUUGAAUCGAAGAAAAUGAAAGACGAAAAUGAAAAUACCGAAAUAAAUGGAAAAAAUACCGAAAAAAAGGAACAAAAUGAAAGUGCGGCUUUAAUUUAUGAACUCGCGUAUAACCAGUUUGGGGAUAUGGUUAAUAAAUAUAUUAACGAAAUAGUUAUGGAAAUUUUAUUUUUUUCCAAAAUAUGGAAAGAAUAUUUAUUAUUAGAUGAACAUCCUUUAAUUGUUUUAUAUGGAGCAAAUAAAACGUUAUAUCAUGAAAUUUUUAAGUUUUUAAGAUAUAAUAAAAAUAAUACAGAUUUUUUAUUUAACCAAACAUUAUCAAUAAUUAUUUCAUUAUAUAAUUUUAAUUUAAUAAAUAAAGAAAUUAUAAUUCAAACAAAUUAUUAUCAAAAAUACAGAACCGAUAACAAUAAUAAUAUAGUGCACAAAUCGGAUCAAAAUCAAAAUGACAAUCAACUUAAAAAUUUAUCUAAACAACAAAGUUCAAAGAUCGAAAAUAAGAUAAUACAUUAUUAUGAAAAUCGAAUUAGCAGCUUGCAACAUGUAGAUCAAAAUGUAGAGGGAAGUGCCGAGCGAAGUUCCGAGAAAAGUUCCGAGAAAAGUUCCGAGAAAAGUGACGAAGAUAUGUUUAUAAGUUUGUCUUUAAUAAUCUCUAACUCAAAUAAUCCAUGUAUGGUAAAAUUGAUGUUUAAGCUAGAAAAGAUAUUUAUACAAAUUAUAGACAAAAGAUUAAAAGAUACAAAAAAAUUAUUAUAUAAAUGUUCAGAAAAUGAAAAACUAGUUCCAUUAAAUAGUCCAGAUAUUAUAUAUAAUUCAACAUGUGUUGAUAUAUUUUCAAUAAUUUUAAAUAUUUUAGAAAUUUUAUUUCAAUAUAAAUGUCCAAUAGAGUGGAUUAUGAUACCCUUUUUGGAUUUCCUCAAUAAUUUUAUUAUUGAAUAUUGUGAAAAUUAUAAAAAACGUUAUUCCUCUUUUAUUAUAUCUCUACUUAAUCAAUAUGCAGAUAACUAUUUUAAUAAUUUAUUAAAUAUUACAGAACGACAAAAAAUUAAAUGGGAUAAAUAUAUAAAUAUAGGGGAAAAAAAAAAAAAAAAAAAAAAAAACCAAAAAAAUAUGAACAGCAAUAAUAUUUCAAACACAAAUAAUGAAUUAAAUAAAUUUCCUGAUAUAUUUAAAAAAAAUGAUUUAGACAUUUUUAACAAUAAAAAACAAAGUAUAAUAUAUGAUGAAAAUAUUGAACAAGAAUUUAGUGAUAUCAAUCAAGUAACAAAAAGAAUUAAACAUAAAAAAAAAAAAAAAAAUAUUUUUUACAAUUUAUUUAAUUAUGAAGAUUUGGGUGUAAAUAAGUUAAAACAUAAAGUGGGAGAAAUAUUAGAUGAUAUUAAUGAAUUUUCAAAUUUGUCGACAUUAUAUCAUGGCACUAAUGCCAGUAAUAAAAAGGUAGAAAAUGGAAGAGAAAAUGGAAGAGAAAAUGGGAAACAGAAUGACGAACAGAAUGGCAAACAGAAUGGCGAACAGAAUGGCGAAAAAAGUGGAAAACAGAAUGAAGAUUGUGGGAAAAACUGCAUGAGCGAGGACAUAAUAAACAUAAUCGAAGAGAUAAACUACUUUUUUGAUGAUUCUGAUAUGUCUGAAUCUUUAGUAUUGAUAUGGAACAUAAGUUUUUUUAUGAAUCAAAUAAAUGAGAUCCGAAAAAAAAUUGAGAGAUAUAUUUUAAAAUAUAUAUGCACACGUACAGAUAAUGUAGAAAAAAUAAGCAAUAUUUUUAAUAAUUAUAUUAACUUUGAUAUAAAUAAAGAAACAUUACAAAAAAAUUAUUAUACAAAAACAAUAUUCGGAGUUUUAAAUACAUCUAUUAAUAAUAUAAAAAACAAUUUAAAUAAUUUCUUAUAUCAUAUAUUUAAAGUUUUAUCUAUGCGAAUAAUUUGUUAUGAAUUCCAAAAAGAAUUAUUUUAUAAUUUAUAUAAUCCUUUUAACAUAAAUACUCUUACAACUAUCAUAUCUAUUUUUCCAGACACUAUUGAAAAAUUUUUUACUCAACUUCCAAAUAAAUUUUUUAAAAAUAUAUUAACAAUUUUUAUAGAGUUGCUUAUAAAAAUAUGGAUUCUGAUUAUAAUUGAAAAAGGUUUUUCACCAUCUUUUGAAUUUAAAGAUAAUCAUAUACAUAUAAUAAAAAAUGAUAACUUGUUUUUAAAAAAAUAUAUUCAAAAUAAUCAAAUAGAACUUACCCAUAUAUUCUUAACUAAAAAAUAUGACAUAAACGAAUACAUAGAUGCAUUUUUUGAUGCCCUGUAUGCAAAUAGGAAUAUGUUUUCCGACAUUUCUGCCGAGAGCAAAAAUCAAAAAAAAUGA
Messenger RNA from Plasmodium yoelii, 7983 nucleotides. RefSeq names its product conserved Plasmodium protein, unknown function. The transcript has a single exon. Lineage: Eukaryota; Apicomplexa; Aconoidasida; Haemosporida; Plasmodiidae. The record is from RefSeq and is a predicted model, not a curated record. Bases 1 to 7983 code for a protein of 2660 amino acids.